This is a messenger RNA of Branchiostoma floridae (Florida lancelet), 1567 nucleotides long. RefSeq names its product oxytocin receptor-like. Gene Ontology annotation, molecular function: G protein-coupled receptor activity; peptide binding. The transcript is spliced from 6 exons. Bases 42 to 1343 code for a protein of 433 amino acids. Gene Ontology annotation, cellular component: membrane. Lineage: Eukaryota; Metazoa; Chordata; Leptocardii; Amphioxiformes; Branchiostomatidae. Gene Ontology annotation, biological process: G protein-coupled receptor signaling pathway. The record is from RefSeq and is a predicted model, not a curated record.
UUUUCAUCCGUCUUGCCCUCCUUCAGGUUGUAAGGUGAGGCAUGGAUAACGGCGACCCGCUCGCGGCUCCAGCGGCUCCAGCGGCACAGUGGCCGGGGUUCGACCCGGUUAACCGCACGGACGACCUGCCGACGCCGUACCUCCUCAAUGUGUCGUACGACGAGCUCGGGUUCUCCACGCCGGGCCCCAACGCCACCGCCUGGGAGGAGGACAUCGCCUACAACCGACACAGCCGAGUCAUCGCGCUGGGGGUCCUCUUCGCCGCCGGGCUGUGCGGAAACCUCUGCGUCUGCAACUGGAUGCGCGUGCACCGCAAGAAGAAGUCGCGCCACAACACCUUCGUGUUGAACCUGACCGUGGCGGACCUCCUGGUGACACUCAUCACCGUGCUGUCACAGAUCAUCUGGGAACUCAUGGAGGACGCCUGGAUGGCCGGGGACGUGGGCUGCCGGGUGGUCAAGUUCGGACAGGACGCCUGGAUGGCCGAGGAUGUGGGCUGCCGGGUGGUCAAGUUCGGACAGGUGUUCGCCAUCAUCGCGUCCUCCAACAUGAUCGUGCUGCUGGCGCUGGACCGGCAUAACGUCAUCAUCAAGCCGUUCUCCUCCCGCUGGCGGCCCUGGAAGAUCACGGCGGUGGGCUGGGUCGUCUCCCUGCUACUGGCCGCGCCACAGGCAUACGUCUUUCGCGAGGUGCAGGACGAAGACGGAGUCCCCUUAUGCAGGAGCAUCUUCUCCUCCCAGCCCGCCUGGCACCUGCAGAUCUACAUCAUCUACGGCGCCACCGUGGUGUUCGUCAUACCCUUCUGUAUCCUGUCCUACACCUACACCCGCGUGCUCGCCAAGGUGUGGAUCCGGGCCCGGGCGGGAAGCCCCCGCGAGCUCGCACGGCAGGCCGACGGCAGCAAGAAGCUCAAGCGCCAAGUGUCGUGCGUGGCGCAAGCGGGUAACCUCCUGCCACGUGCCAAGGUGAAGACACUGAAGAUGACCCUGGUGAUCAUCAUGGCGUUCGUGCUGUGCGGUCUGCCUUACUUCAUCGUGGAGAUCAAGGUCGCGUUCGGGGGCAUGUCUCAGCUUGACGUGGACGUGUACGCCGUGCUGGGCGUCUUCGCUGUGGCCAACAGCGCCGUCAACCCCUUCGUCUUCCUCUUCUUCAACUCCACCAACAAGUUCGUCCACAGCCUGGAGCAGAAGUGCUGCUUCGCCUGCCUCAGCAAGAAGCGCGUGCGCGAGGGGGUGAAGCGGAUGGAGGUGGUCAUCGCCUCCUGGUCCCCCAGCCGCCGCUCCAGCAAGCCCUCGCUUCAAGUGACUGUCAAGAGGGCCAGGACCCUCAGCGCACAACUUUAAGCGUCUGUAGAAAGUCUGCGGACAACACGUACGGACAUGUGCACGGUCCAUCCAGCAAGCCCUCGUUUCAAGUGACUGUCAAGAGGGCCAGGACUCUCAGCGCACAGCUCUGAGCGUCUGAAGAACGUCUGCAGACAACACGUACGGACAUGUGCGCGGUCCAUCCAGCAAGCCCUCGCUUCAAGUGACUGUCAAGAGGGACAGGACUCUCAGCGCACAGCUGU